AUGCCUCACCAUCCUUCCGAAGAGAACACCCAAUCCCACGUCUUUGACCGAGUUGCCAAAGAAUCCUCCAACUCGACAGCCUCUGGCCAUACCCUUCACAAGGACAAUGAAGGUCCAUUGAAGCAAGCAACUGCCGACCAUCACAAAAGCAAGGGUCCACAACUCUCAGACAACAUGCCCGAGGCAGCAAGCAAGGACGAGUUAAGGGCAAGGGCACAAGAGAUGAACAAGUAA
Molecule: messenger RNA, 234 nt
Organism: Rhinocladiella mackenziei CBS 650.93
Lineage: Eukaryota; Fungi; Ascomycota; Eurotiomycetes; Chaetothyriales; Herpotrichiellaceae
Exons: 2
Coding region: 1-234 (77 amino acids)
Source: RefSeq, a predicted model, not a curated record